Molecule: messenger RNA, 1179 nt
Organism: Stereum hirsutum FP-91666 SS1
Lineage: Eukaryota; Fungi; Basidiomycota; Agaricomycetes; Russulales; Stereaceae
Exons: 7
Coding region: 123-758 (211 amino acids)
Biological process (GO): mitochondrial respiratory chain complex IV assembly
Cellular component (GO): mitochondrial inner membrane
Source: RefSeq, a predicted model, not a curated record
ACACCUCAACCCUAUUCGCCCUCUGUUUGUGCAUACCUCCCAAGUUGUCCUCCAGCUCUAUCAACGCUCAGCGCUCAGACUCGAGGCAACAUUCAUAGUAUAAGCCUACUAAGGCCAAAAUCAUGAAGGUCGUCAGCAAAGAAAACAUUCAAGACUAUCAACGCGCCGUAGCCAUAGGCGGUGCCAAAGGUUUUCUCGGCGGUGUAGCUGUGGCUUUGCCAGCGUCCUACCUCGCCCGCAACCGCUUCGCGUACUACCGCAAUCUACCGCCUUCGCUGAGAGCGCUGGCGGGGAUUAUGGUCGUCGUCCCAGCGUUCGUAAUCUCGGCGGAGACGGCGGGGCGAAGGUACGAGCAGGAGCAUUGGGAGGGCGCUGGCAAGGAUGCAUUGACACUGGAAGAGAAGAAAGAAAUCACGAAAUGGGAACAUCUGUCGAUGGGAGAGAAAAUCGUCGACUAUACCGCUCGCCACCAGUACAGCGUGAUCGCAGGCGCUUGGGCCACUGGCAUCGCUGGCGCUUUCGGUUACAUGAUGCGCGACCCGUUGCAGACUGUGCCACAGAAGGUUGUUCAGGCGCGUGUGUUCGCGCAGGGGCUCACGCUGGCCACGGUGUUGACGGCGGCCUAUGUUUCUCGUAAUGGGCACCACUUCCCAGACGUUGAGGAUGCAGCCAAGCCAAGGAACAAUGACCAUUCGUGGGAAGACAUGCUGAAGAUAUACAAGGAGAAGAAGGACGCUGAUCCCCAAGUGAGAAUCUGAGUGGGACAGAAUAGCAUCCAGUGGCAGCGACGCAGUCAGUAGGUUCGGAGAGUGUACGAGUCCGCUGCUCGAAAGCAGCUUGUAACGAUAGCAGAUGUAUGAUGUAGUACUGUAUACCGAGACUGUGUAGAGCUAUGACCGGAUCAUGAUAGUGGAUGUCUUCCUCCGGUUAGGACGCUGCGUAGACCAGAUACAUGUCGUAGUUCGGCUGAUGGCAGUCGUGACCUCCUCCUAGAGGACCCCUUUUCCAGACAGGCUGCCUCCCAUUACCUAUUAGGAUGCAAGCCCUCACUAGCAUCGCCCAAAUGCCACGGUAAGAGCCACCAAUAGUAUGAAACAAGCGGAAGACUCAAGGAGAUAGGAGAAAAACGUCAGGUCAUGGGCGAUGACACGAUAUUGUCGCUCGUACGAUGCAACGUCG